ACUCUCUUUUGCUUCCCGUUUUCUCGUGGCUCAGUCUUACAGAAAACGUGCAUCAGCUGUUCCUCAAAGUUGCGGCGUAUUUAUUUGCCAGACAGGACAGCGGAGAACUAAUCUUGUAGAAGCAUUCGUUGGAAGAGGGUCACGAAGUCAACAGCAAGAUGGCAGCAUCUACAUUACGCAUUGCUCUCAUCCAGAUGAGAGUAGGGGAGGUGAAGGCUGAAAAUGUGGCUAGAGCAGUGCAGCUGAUAAAGGAAGCUGCUGGUGGAGGUGCUCAACUGAUUGCCCUUCCUGAGUGUUUCAAUUCACCCUAUGGCACAAGCUUUUUUCCAAAGUAUGCUGAGGAAAUCCCUGGAGAGAGUACAGAUGCUCUGAGAGAUGCAGCCAAGAAAUUUGGUGUAUUUGUACUCGGAGGGUCAGUACCAGAGAGGAGUGGUGACCAGCUCUUCAACACAUGUACUGUGUGGGGACCACAAGGCAAUAUGAUAGCAAAGCAUAGAAAGAUGCAUCUCUUUGACAUCAAUGUUCCCGGUGGCAUUGUCUUCCGAGAGUCUGAUUGUUUAUCUCCCGGCAAUGGUCUUACCAUUUUUGAGCUGCCUCAUUGUAAAAUUGGGGUGGGCAUAUGUUAUGACAUGAGAUUUGCUGAACUAGCACAACUGUACACCAAUUUGGGUUGCAAGGUGCUGCUUUACCCUGGGGCCUUCAAUAUGACCACAGGCCCAGCUCAUUGGAAUCUGCUGCAGCGGUGCCGUGCUGUCGAUAAUCAGGUGUAUGUAGGGACCAUUUCACCUGCUAGGGAUCCCAAUGGUUCAUAUGUUGCAUGGGGCCACUCUUCUGUGGUGAGUCCUUGGGGAGAAGUGGUGUCCACAUGUGAGGAUGAGGAAGCCAUUGUAUAUGCUGAUCUGGGAAACUGAAGUUACUUUCUGCAUGGGGCCUGACAAUCUACCAGUGGCUUCAUCCUUGUUCUUGGAAGACAGUCACCCAGUGUUUCAAGUUUAGUGGUAUGUCUCUCUGCAGCAGUGCAUAUUGAAUUCUAGGACAACUUUAGAUAGGCACUGGCCCUGUGUAAAGCACUUAAAUUAAGAAUUGUUUCUUCCACUUAAGGUUGAAGAUAGCAAUCAUAUUUUGUUAGAAUUUAUCUACUUUUGGCUGGAUUUUAGGGGGGCAGACUGCAAUAUGUUGACUGGACAGGCACCCCUGACUUGAACUGUUAAUAUGUAGUUAGAAAACACAGAAGGAUCGAGUAGAACAAUAAAAGAAAGCAGAUGGAAGAUUAUGCAGAUGGAAAACAAAUGGGAAAUAAAUAACAAGGAAAGUGAUGUAGGUAUUAGUGUUUGUACUUGGAAUGUUUACAAUGCAUGUAAAGAGUGUGCCUGGAAGAGUAAGUAGUGUUGUUACUUAAGUCAGUUUGUGGACAAUGCAAAAAUUAAUGUAGAUAAUAUGCCACAAAAAAUAAAUAAAUAAAUAAAAGUGAACAAAAAGUCUAGGAAUAAAGAUAUAAGACAACAUUUUAUCAAGAAUAGUAAAAAUGACAAUUGAUCAGUUUGAGUUAUAUUUAGCAUUGUUUGCUGUAUAAAGCUGUAAAUUACUUUCAUAAGGAAUCAUUGUAUUGUGCAUUGUGAAUAGACAUCUUAAUGAGGAAAAGUAUGAAAAGAAAUUAAUCUGUGAUAACGUACCCUGUCACUCCUCUGAUACAGUUUUAGUUAAUCUGUCAUCAGAAACUUGCAUUGACUACAUUUCAGUAGUUUUAGUUGCCAUAUGUUUAAGGAACUGCUGUUGGCUAAGGGAGCAUUAUCUAUGUAAUAUUAGGUGUAAAGAAGUGUGUAGGUAAGAUGAGUGUAAAGCCGUGUCCACACUAUCGAGCAUGCUCGACGAGCAAACAGUGAUACCAGAUCCCGUUCCAAUACAUAAGCAAGGAGGGUGAGUGGCAGGCACAAAGGUGAUGUCAGAAGCGAGGAGACUGCGGGCAAACGAGUGGGCAGCUGUCUGUGAGUGAAUUUGCACAUAUGCUCUGCCUCAAAUGGGUAUCUUGUUUUGUUAUGUAUGGUUUCACUUUUACUAGGAGUGUGUAGAAACUAUUUACAUCCAUUCUUAUAUACAGGAUAAAACCAUCUUCAGGCUUGUAAUGGAGUUUGUGAUAUAUAAUUGCAUGACUUCCCAACUCUUCUCUUCUCAACCAGUCCUUGCACCACACACGCCUCUGAGCUCUGGCUUGUUUUUGCUUUUUUCAUACACACGCCAAGAAUUAUCCCACAGAAGGCUAUUUCCUUCCUCUCGAUGAUGUUCGGCUUGGUGAGACAGGUCCUGCACCCCACUCUUCAGCAGGGUCAGAAUGAAACUGAUCCAUGAAGCUGUAUUUGACACCACUCAUCAGUUUACAACUUUGCCCUCCAGUCUUUGCCCGGUGAAGGAGUAGAUAUUGUGGGCUAAACUACAUCUGGUAGCACUUUUUGUUGCCAGAUCCCUGCCUGUGGUUUUCCCACUUCUGACGUCAUCAACCCUCAUUCUCACUACCUAUAAUGAUCUGGUAUCACUGUUUGCCCGUCGAGCAUGCUCGAUAGUGUGGACACGGUUUUAGAUGGAAAGAUUGAGGCUGCUGGAUACUGCUACUUUCACCUUUUGCUCCAUUUGGUGCAUACUGCAGCUAGAAUUCUUAUAUUUGUCACUAUCCCUCCCAUCACCUCUGUCUGCACUAAUGGAGUCAUCUCACAGGUAUGUAUCAUUCACAGAUACAUCACUUAGGACCAAAAUUUCUAAAAUUAGGGAAUACAGUAACAUUACAGGAAGUGGUGGCUGGAUUGUGCUCAUCAAAUUUGUGGCUGUCCAGUAGAAAACCAUGAUGUUGUGAUAGUUUACCAGAAUUAGAGAUAGAUAGUAGUAGAUAAGCAUAGCCAAGUACAAAUGUCUAGGCUUUCUGUGUUUUAAAUGCAUGUGUCUUUCAUGAGAACCUUUUGAUGCAUGUACGUAUGGCAAAUCCUCAAAUUUGGUGUGUAAUAGUGCCAAAACAGUCUCGCCCAAACCAAGGGAUUCAUUUCAUGUUAUGAAUAGCAUUCCCCUUUGUAGUUAAUGGUAACCAAUGAUCAUUUUCUGACAUGUUAGGAGACGAGCUUGGCUAAUGCCAUAAUCAUAGUUGUACUUUAUGUAGACCAAACUAGAAUCCAAACCUAGAAGGGAAAGACUUUCAUCUUUAUCUUUCUUAACAAUUGCCUUAUGCCUGCAAUACUGUCUCCUUCAUUUUAUUUAUCAGUGCCUGCAAAAUCAAAUUCCUGUAGUGCACUAGGUAAAUCAGUAGCACCUUUUAACAUAUCUUUGUUGUAAUACAUUCUUACCUAAAAAAUAAAAAAAAUAAAAAAUGAUUCAAAAGAUAAUAUUCUUCAGUGAUCUUGAGUGAAUCACAGUGAUACUAAAACACUGUUCCACCAUCUCAAGUAGUGUGUCCUCAUUUCAUAGUUGUGUUCAAGGCCACACUGAAAUAGGCACAUAGUAAUAACAUGUGUUGUGAGUAUGAAGAGUGGUCCUGUUGUGGUGUUGCACUGUAGCCACUAGACAUGGCAGUUUGCAAGAAAAUUUUUUCAUUUGCUGCAUACAAGUCAUAUCUAGUAACCAAUAAAGAUUUGCAGGUUAUG
Molecule: messenger RNA, 3623 nt
Organism: Portunus trituberculatus (swimming crab)
Lineage: Eukaryota; Metazoa; Arthropoda; Malacostraca; Decapoda; Portunidae
Product: omega-amidase NIT2-like
Exons: 8
Coding region: 159-911 (250 amino acids)
Biological process (GO): oxaloacetate metabolic process; L-glutamine metabolic process
Cellular component (GO): mitochondrion
Molecular function (GO): omega-amidase activity
Source: RefSeq, a predicted model, not a curated record